AUGGCUGCCUUCAGAAACCUCCACAGCUCAACAGCUUGGCUCCUAGUUCUGGUGUUAGGAUUGUCUCUGCUCCAGCAAGCUGCUGCUGCAUUUGUUCAAACAGCAGGCAGCCCAGACUUAAAGAAGCUCUCAGGUCAAAGCAAGAUAGGCCCAACCUUGACCACCACAGAAGAUACUCAGGAGACUCUUCUACCAGCUCGCUGGCCUGACAGAGAAGUUAAAGGGCUCUCCAAUGAUUUGUUACUGCUCCUUCAUCCAAAUAUUGAAGGCUCUGGAGAAGGAAGUGGGUUGCAAGAGAGCAUGGAGGGAAACGGGGGGAAGGCACCAUCUACUGGCGUGUUGGAGAUUAACAUGUUCAUCCUAGAUGUUGAAGAGAAGAGAGGUUUGGAGGAAAGCAUAACAGACGCACCUCCUCCCCCUGCUGUUGCACAAAAGCUCACGCAAAGGAUUAUCCAUGAUGAUGAUCACGAUGGCUUAUUAAAUGACAUGGGAACUGUUUCUACAGAAGAUGCCACAGAGGACAAAGUGUCCACACUUAAAGCUGGACUUGAAGCCUCAGGCAGCAUGUCCAAUCCUGAAGUUCAGUUCAUUGCUACCCAAACAUCUGAUAUGAUCAGUAAAUUGCUAGAACCAUCUGAAUCUCUAAAUGAGGAAAACAGGCAAGAGGCAGCAGAACUAUCACCAGUGGACACUAAAACUAUACAGACAGGUUUUGUCCAAACCACUGCUUUAAGAAUCUCUCUCUCUCUCCCUCUCUCUCUCUCUCUCUCUCUCUCUAAUAUCUCAGAUGAUGACAAAUCAAAAUGGUUUGGUGGAAUAUUUGGUCCAAUCACAGAAAAAGGGCUGUCUGACAUCUCAGAUCCAUGUGUGCUGGGUAUAGGCCCCUGUGUGUUUCCUACAAGCCCCAAUGGCACUCUCCUGCAGUGGGAGGACUUGCGUCGCACUCUGGCGUUUGCCUGGGAGCUCCACGUCUUUGGCUCUGCCAUACUUUUCCUGUUAGUGGUGUGCUGGGCUAUCUGGGGAGUGACAGGUGGAGUUGGCACACACCACCCCUUUUGUGGACCCCUUAUUUUGGCUAACACCUUGUUGCUCCUUGCAGGUUUGCUCAGAUUUGUUCAAUUCAUAGUUGACCCAUAUGGCACAAAGCAUAUUCUGCCUCGUCCAGUCCUUGCUGCACUGUAUAACUUACCACUUGCCCUGCUGCUGUGGGCACAGAUCACCCUAGCCCUGCUAGCAUUGAAAGGAACGACGCUCAACCUCCUGACUCCUGCUCUUCAGCGCCCCCAUGUAACCGGCGGUCUAGCAGCUUUGCAUUGUGCUUCCCUUCUGGUGGCUGACCUCUUGUCCCACACUCUGUCUCCAGCGCUGCCCUUAAUGCUGCAGACGCUCUCGAUCUGCUGGGGUUUACCCCUCUGUUUAGGAAUUCUCUUCCGGGCUCUCACUCCACUUCGGCCUGCCACCAGAACCCCGAUCCCAAGGUGGGGAGCCUACAAGAGGGUUGAGGAACGUGCCAGGCGGGUGCUAAUCGUUUGUGCCCUCCUGGGUGUGCUGUGCUGCGCUCUACAGAUCCAUGGCCUGCUCUGGCUCUAUGGGCUCCUUGGGGACUGGCGUCGCUUUGGCUGGGGCUGGUGGCUUGGGCAAUUCUGGGCACGUCUGCUUGAGCUAUCCUGGAGCCUCUCGCUCCUGCUGCUGGGUUCACGGGCAUUCUGGAGGCCUAGGGGAGGGCACAGGAGAGGAGAUACAGGUCAAGGGGCUUCUGGAAGACCUGAGAGAGAAGUUCUAGCAUCCUGCUUAGAAAAAAUAUUACCAGCAGGACACUGGAAGAGGCGGGAACACACCUGGGCUGAUCUGUUGCCUAAUAAUUGGGCAGGGUACCAGCAAUCCAGAGCAAAUUUGAGGUGUUCCAUGGUUCGGAAGUAUGAAGCAACAACAGAUGAUAAUGUGAAGGACAGCAAUGCUGACAAUAUUAGUUCUGGAGCCUUUAAUAACAGCAACUCUCAAUCAGCUCCUCGGUGGUCUCAUGGUCUGGAAUGGCAAGAGCGUGACUGUGUCUUGUCUCUUAUCGAAUUUGACCUGUGCCCUCCCUCUCCCAUCGAACUUAGACGUAGCAUUGACAAUGCCUUGAAUUUCGGCCACCUGUUGGGCAGCAUGGGUAGCCUCUUCACCCCUCCACCUCCAUCCUGGACCCAGAGUGAGGUUUCCACAGCACCUCCUGGUUGUGAUUUUGCAACGCAGAACACGCCCACCCACAUAGCCUACAGAUGGGCUCUAGAUGCAGGUUCAAGCCCCAUCUCUCCCCAGCGCUUCAGGACGGCGUCGCAGCCUGAAGUGGCAGUGUUGGAUCCACAAACCUUCCUUCCUCUAGACAUUACCAGUGAGAGAAGGCUGUGGGAGAGAAAUUCAGCCAUGCCAGUAGUUAAUGAAGAUGGUGACUGGAUGAGCAUCACAAGUGGGGAUGACAUCACUAAUCUUUAA
Molecule: messenger RNA, 2475 nt
Organism: Colossoma macropomum (tambaqui)
Lineage: Eukaryota; Metazoa; Chordata; Actinopteri; Characiformes; Serrasalmidae
Exons: 3
Coding region: 1-2475 (824 amino acids)
Source: RefSeq, a predicted model, not a curated record